GAGUUAGAAAGUCAUGAGUUGAUUUACUUAUCCUCCAUUCCUGAGCACGGCACUGGGCAUCCAUCUCUCCGGCUAUGGCGGAUCGGGAAGGGAGAAUGUUGAAAGAAGAAGUCAAAACCUACGCAUACCUCAUCCUCUACAUCGCCCUCUCCAGCGGUCAAAUCUUCUUCAACAAGUGGGUUUUGUCAUCUAAGGAAAUAAACUUUCCCUAUCCCCUUGGAUUAACUCUACUACACAUGGUCUUCUCCUCUGUACUAUGCUUUGGACUCACCAAAGUUUUCAAGGUUAUGAAAGUUGAGGAAGGGAUGACGAUGGAAAUAUAUGUUACAUCAGUUAUCCCAAUUGGUGCCAUGUUUGCGAUGACUCUUUGGCUGGGAAACACUGCCUACCUGUAUAUCUCUGUUGCAUUUGCGCAAAUGCUCAAGGCAAUUAUGCCAGUGGCUGUUUUCAUUCUUGGAGUAGCAGCAGGACUGGAGGUUAUGAGCUACAGAAUGCUUUUGAUAAUGUUGGUGAUAAGUUUUGGUGUUCUAGUGGCUUCUUAUGGUGAAAUAGAGAUCAACUGGAUUGGAGUCGUUUACCAAAUGGGUGGUGUUGUUGGAGAAGCUUUAAGACUCAUAUUCAUGGAGAUUCUAGUCAAGCGAAAGGGUCUCAAAUUAAACCCUAUAUCUGUCAUGUAUUACGUUAGUCCCUGCAGUGCCAUCUGCCUGUUCAUUCCUUGGAUCUUUCUAGAGAAACCGAAAAUGGAAGCCCAUGGGACAUGGAACUUUCAACCUCUUAUUUUAACACUCAACUCUCUCUGCACAUUUGCACUCAACUUGUCAGUUUUCUUAGUUAUCUCGCACACAAGUGCUCUGACUAUACGUGUUGCUGGAGUUGUCAAGGAUUGGGUUGUUGUCUUACUGUCUGCCCUCUUAUUUGCGGAUACAAAGUUGACAAUCAUUAAUCUUUGUGGUUAUGGCAUUGCCAUUGCUGGUGUAGCUGCAUAUAAUAAUCACAAGUUGAAGAAGGAAGCUUCUCGAGUCAGCUCUAAGGACUUACAACAAGCUGAAGCGGUACCAUUGACUGAAGCCUCACCAUUGACUGAAGCCUCAUCUCCUGAUAGGUAGUUAAAGAGAAUAAAUAAUCUGCCAGGAUUAUUUUGAGCUCCUGCAUUGGCUUAUUUUUGUGCCAGUAUGAAGUUGCCCCAGUGGCUAGAGAGGUGGAAGAGAUCUUUCUAAGAUGUACCAUCAAUUCAUUAUAGCAGAAAACAUUAACAGAGGUACUGUUGAGUCUUGAUCUAUAUUCUGAUCUUUCCCCUUUUGUGUAAAGUUUGUUUUUUUGUUGUAUUCAUGAAUCAGCCAUAUAGAAUCUUCCUGCAAUUCAGCCACAUUUACCCCAUCAGCCAUAUGAUUCGGUCUCCUCUUGCAUGUAAAAGGGAUGUUUAUUUAGGUUCUCAUGUUUCCUAAACGCCAAUCAAAAUGUACCAAACUAACAGUUAUUUAUUAGUAAAAGUUAAAAUGGAGAGCUUCUAAGUUGGAAGACCAAUUUGAACACGA
Messenger RNA from Rubroshorea leprosula, 1535 nucleotides. The record is from the annotation of a GenBank genome assembly. NCBI's taxonomy places the organism in Eukaryota, Viridiplantae, Streptophyta, Magnoliopsida, Malvales, Dipterocarpaceae.